AUGUUUCUUUCAAUCUAUCUAUCUAUCUAUCUGAACCUGUUCCUAUCUAUCUAUCUAUCUAUCUAUCUAUCUAUCUAUCUAUCUAUCUAUCUAUCUAUUACAUCAGUUUAUAUCUAUCUAUCUCUCUGUCUAUCUAUCACAGUCAGUUUCUAUCUAUCUAUCUAUCUAUCUAUCUAUCUAUCUAUCUAUCUAUCUAUCUAUCUAUCUAUCACAGUCCAUUUCUAUCUAUCUAUCUAUCUAUCUAUCUAUCUAUCUAUCUAUCUAUCUGAACCUGUUCCUAUCUAUCUAUCUAUCUAUCUAUCUAUCUAUCUAUCUAUCUAUCUAUCUAUCUAUGACAGUCUGUUUAUAUCUAUCUAUCAUAGUCUGAUUAUAUUUAUCUAUCACUGUCUCUAUCUAUCUAUCUAUCUAUCUAUCUAUUUUGUCAAUCUCGCUCUCUAUCUACCUAUACCAUCUGUUUAUAUUUAUCCCUCACUGUCUGUUUAUAUCUAUCACCGUCUGUUUAUAUCUAUCUAUCUAUCUGAACCUGUUCCUAUCUAUCUAUCUAUCUAUCUAUCUAUCUAUCUAUCUAUCACAGGUUCUAUCUAUCUAUCUAUCUAUCUAUCUAUCUAUCUAUCUAUCUAUCUAUCUAUCUAUCACAGUCCAUUUCUUUUUAUCGCCAUUUUCCAGUCGUAA
This is a messenger RNA of Acanthosepion pharaonis, 672 nucleotides long. NCBI's taxonomy places the organism in Eukaryota, Metazoa, Mollusca, Cephalopoda, Sepiida, Sepiidae. The record is from the annotation of a GenBank genome assembly.